ACCUCCAUGAGACUGGAUGACGCGCACACGCGCACAGAAAAUUUGAAUUCUGUUAGUUCACUUAUCUUUGGUCUGUCUGGCUUUCCGUAGUAGCGUGGGGGCGAGUAACCAGGAAGUGGAGGUAGAAUCAAACGGUGAAAACCCGAAUGACAUCGGUCCAUGGCUCUGCCGGCCUUCUCCACAUAUAGGUCUCAUCGGUAUCGGAACCUUGGCAUACAGCUGGCCUGGAAGAGGGAACAACAAUGCCGGAGGCGGGAGCAGUGCGCCCUCGAUGCUAAGUACUUCAGGGACCUGAGUGUCAUCAACCAUUUCCACUCCGAGUGGACGUCCCGGCACUACUUCGAACACAGCAUGGCAGCAUAUUCUAAACAGAAGAUGGAGGAAGACAGAAUAAACAAUCUGGAACAGCGCAGGAUGCGACUCAAGCACAUGCUUGAAGAGGAGCAAAAACAAAUGGACGCAGAGCUGGAUCUUGUGGUACCUCACAGAUGUGCAAUGAUGAGAAGAAAAGCAGAUGUUAGACACUCGAUGGAAGAAGAGAGGAGAAAAAAGCUAGCGCAGGAGCUUCUGAAGGAGCACCGUAAGAGAAGCAACUCUGAAUUGCAACAGGUUGAGACGGCCUCAGAGCAACAUCAGAUCGUCAAUCCGCUGCAAAGGCCAUUGACUGAAAUGAAACAGCAAGACGUGAAGGCGCAGGAGAUGUGUAGCUUUCCAAAAGAAUGUGAGAGAACCCAAAGAAAAGAAAUCGAGGAGAUCGAACAGGCAGAGGAAAUCAGGAAACUUGAGAGUGAGAGGUCACGGGAGAUUCACAAAAAAAUGGAACAACUGAAGUUGAUGGAAGAAGAGGCAACUCAUCUUAAGAAGGAAGAAGAAACUUUACAGGUCAAGCUAUGGCAGUUGGAAAAUAUGGAAGCUGAGAGGAGAACAAAUGAGGAAAGGCGCAAGAAAGCGGAAAAGCGCAAUUUCCUGAUCCGACAAUAUAGAGCCCAGCUUAGGAGGCGAGCGCAGCAGGUGCAGGAAGAGCUGGAGUCUGAUCAUAAGAUCCUGGCAGCCUUGCUGAAGGGAGAGCGAGGCCAGGUUAGAAGGCCGGGGGCACAAAGAGAAAGGGUCUUUGCUGAUGCUUCCUGGAUGAAUCGUAUGAUUGAAGAGCAGCUUGAGCUGGAGAGAGAGCGGGAGGCCGAGUUUGACCUCCUCCAUAGAGAGGAAGCUCAAUGUGUGUGGGAGCAACGAGAAGCAAUAUGGGAACAGGAGAGAAAAGCCAGAGAACUACUCAUGCAUGAGGUGCUUGUGGGAAGACGGCAGUAUUUGGAGCUGAAAAAGCAAGAAAAUCGUGAGGCUCAAUUAGAGUCCCUGAGGAAACGAGAAGAACUGAUCCAGGAGUUGGAGCUGAACACCAGCAGAGGGAAGAACAGCGGUGCCAAAGAAGAGCAAACGUGCAAGAGAACGGAGGAGCAGCAGCUACAAGAGCAGUGGAAGGAGCAGUGCAGGAUAGAGGACCUGCAGGAGGAGGACGAUGUUCACCUCAUCCAGGAGGAGGAGCUAAAGCAGAGGAUAAUUAAUAACGCAUACCAGCCAAAGGUAAACAGUAAGCCUCGAGUGGCGUGGACAUGAGCAACAUCAAAACGACUUUUUUUCAUUUAAAUUCAUCAGUUAUAGCCUUAUGAAAAGGCUUGUGUGCAGUCUAAACGUGUUCAAGAAAAAAAACAUUUUGUACUUUCAAAUUGUAGAACUCAUUUUUAACAAAUACACUGUUAGCAUUGUAUAUGGAAUAAACACUUUCUAAUGUUCAUUUUAAAUAAAUUAAAUUUAUUUAGAAAAUUAUUUUUUUUCCCCCAAAUUGCAGCUUAAACAGCUGCGUCAUAUACAGUACAGUACAUCCCUGCACUCCAUACAGAUACAUUAAGUUGUGCUGCGCAAUCAGGAAACCCAGAUAUGAACAGCUCUAUCUGAUAAUGUUUCACAACACAAAACAGAUCAGAGCACAAAACACGUGGACGGACGAACGUACACAUGGUUUUCAGCUCCAACUAUUAGUAACAAUGCCAACACUGUAGUGGCACAUGGACUGCAUCAUAGUGUAGAGUAGAAACAUUUUCUUGUCAGCUUGCUAAUGGUGGACCACACAAGCGACAGAUAGCGACAAAAAUGUAUUCAUUAUCACAACAACACCCCUACGUUGCACAAUUGGGAGCAUAUUCUCCCAUUCGCGAUGAAGUUAUUUUACAUGUGGGGCUUGCGCACUUUCAAGGUGCGGCGAUUCUCCCGUCAAGACUUCUGACACAUCCACCGUGCGUAAUCUGGGAAUUCACGCGCCGUGUGAAAUGAAUCCGCUACUGUGCUUGAUCGUAUUGGCUUUUAGAAGAGGACUUGUGGAACAUGAAUUAACCUUGAGUUAAAUUGUGCAAUUAACAGUAUUUGUUGUAAAGCUCAGAUUUGGUAAAA
Messenger RNA from Syngnathus typhle (broad-nosed pipefish), 2442 nucleotides. RefSeq names its product trichoplein, keratin filament binding (gene tchp). The record is from RefSeq and is a predicted model, not a curated record. Gene Ontology annotation, biological process: apoptotic process. The coding region runs from base 160 to 1611 and encodes 483 amino acids. Gene Ontology annotation, cellular component: keratin filament. The transcript is spliced from 13 exons. NCBI's taxonomy places the organism in Eukaryota, Metazoa, Chordata, Actinopteri, Syngnathiformes, Syngnathidae.